Molecule: messenger RNA, 5067 nt
Organism: Closterium sp. Yama58-4
Lineage: Eukaryota; Viridiplantae; Streptophyta; Zygnematophyceae; Desmidiales; Closteriaceae
Source: the annotation of a GenBank genome assembly
AUGGCGGUGCCAGCGACGCCGGAUUCCGUCAGGCACGUUCCGGCUGACCCCGUCGCAGCAGCGUUAGCGGCGGCAGCGGUGGCGAGCCCAGCCAUGAAGCGCGCCGAGCUGCGCGCCGCCGUGAAGGAGCUGCGCGACCGAUGCCUGUUCCAGGCGUCCGCGUGGGCCGCAGAGCAGCUAAUCGGCUUGCCCGCCAUGCCCUCCCAGUCAAACGCUGCAGCUGGGGACAGCAGAGAGGAGAGAGGAGCAAGGGACGAGCAGGCAGGGGCAGCCAAGGCAGAGACGCGGAUAGGCCAGGCAGCAGGGACGAAGGGGGCAGGAGGGACGAUGGGAGAGGCGGAAGGAGAGGCGAAGGGUGGGGCAAAAGGGCAGGAGGCAGUGGAGAAGGAGGAGGAUUCGGACGAAGUGCUGUUCGCGCGGUCGCUCUUUGACGUGAGGGAGUUCAGGCGGGCAGCACAUGUCCUGGAGGGGGUGGCAGGGAGGAGAGCACUGUUCCUGCGCUGCUAUGCACUCUACCUGGCAGGGGAGAAGCGGAAAGAAGAGAUUAUCCUAGAAACCUCAUCUCAACAGCAAACCCUACCCGGAACCAACCAGCAGCAGCAGCAAAUCCCCUUCUCUGCCCUCCCCACCUCCUCCUCCCCGGACAAUCCCGCGACUCCUGUGGCCAAUCCUGAGCUGCCACGUGUCCAGGCUGAGCUGGAGCGGGAGCGGGCGGGGGGAAGGCUGGAUGCGUGGGGGAGGUAUCUUCUGGGGGUGGUGCUGGCGCAGAGGGGGAGGGAGGGGGAAGCAAGGAGUUUGCUGUGUGAGAGUGUGCGGGAAUACCCUUGGAACUGGGCUGCAUGGCAACAGAUGGAGCUGGAGCGGGAGCGGGCGGCAGGGAGGUUGGACGCGUGGGGGGGGCAUCUGCUGGGGGUGGUGCUGGCGCAGAGGGGGAGGGAGGGGGAGGCGCGGGUGUUGCUCUGUGAGAGUGUGCAGGAGUAUCCCUGGAACUGGGCUGCAUGGCAACAGAUAGAGCUGUCGUUCUUCCAAUGUUCUUUCGCCCUCUCCCAACCCUUCCCUUCCCCCCCAUCUCCAGGCCCUCUGUCUAGAUCACGACACCUACCUCUCGCUCCUCCCAUCCCUCCCUGCCUACUGGAUGACCCUAUUCGCGGUCUCCUCCCUCCCCUGUUCCUUCCCCCCCCUCCUCCCCCCUACAUGACCUCCCUCCAGGCCCUCUGUCUCGAUCACGACACCUACCUCUCGCUCCUCCCCUCCCUCCCUUCCCACUGGAUGACUCUAUUCGCCCUCUCCUCCCUCCUCCUCUCCCUCCACCGCAACUCCGAAGCCCUCUCCCUCUGCCUACACCUCGCCUCCCCCCCUUCCUCCUCCUCCUCCUCCGCCUCUUCCUGCUCCUUCUCUCACUCCCUCUCUCACUCGACGCAACAUGCAGAAGGCGAGCAGGGAGGCAGGGGGGAGUUGAGGGAUGGGGAUGGGGGACAAGGAAAGGAAGCAGUGUUCACAGAGUUGACCGGCGUUGACCCGUACAGACUAGAAGCUAUGGACACAUUUUCCAACAUCCUCUAUGUGAAGGAGGAUUUUGCUGGUCUCAGUCACCUGGCUCACAGGGUGACAAAGAUCGACAAGUAUCGCCCUGAGACGUGUUGCAUCGUCGGCAAUUAUUUCUCCCUAAAGGGCCGCCAUGAGAGAGCAGUGGCCUACUUCCGCCGGGCCCUGCGCCUCGACCGCUGCUACCUGUCGGCGUGGACGCUGAUGGGGCACGAGUAUGUGGAGAUGAAGAACAGCGCCGGAGCGAUUCAGGCUUAUAGGAGGGCGGUGGAUAUUAAUCCAAGGGACUAUCGCGCGUGGUACGGGCUCGGGCAGACGUAUGAGAUCCUCGCCAUGCCCUACUACGCGCUCUACUACUACCGGAAGGCAGCAUCUCUACGACCCCACGACUCGCGCAUGUGGUGUGCCAUGGGUCAGUGCUACGAGGCACAGCAGCUGCAGCAGCCAGAAGCAGCCAUCCGGUGCUACCGCCGCGCCGUUGCCAGCAACGAGAGCGAAGGCCUGGCUCUGCACAAGCUGUCGAAGCUGUAUGAGGGGCUGGGGCAGAUGAAGCAGGCGGCUCAUUUCUACAAGCGCAAUCUGGACCGAAUGGACUCGGAGCAGGUGGAGGGGCCAGAGCUGGUUGAAGCGCUGCUCUUUCUGGCCACACACCACCGCUCUGAGGGCAGUUUGGCAGAGGCUGAGCGAUAUUCCACUCGUCUCCUCGACUUUGGUGGUCCGGCAAAGGAGGAUGCCAAGGCUCUGUUACGGGAGAUUCGGAGUGUGCACCAGCAUGAGCAUCAGCAGCAUCGCCACCAUGGCAUGGGGGUGUUGUCCCUUCUCGCGUCGCCUCCACGAUCAAGGGCGCACGAUGGCGCUGAUGUCACCGCGAGCGAACCGAGUGGUAGAACCGAGCAGCAGGGUAGCGAGCCGAUGCGCGACGACGAGCGUAGGCCCGAUGACUGCUCGCCUGCUGCUGCUGACGUGCCAUCUGAAGCCACCGCCGUAGUUCACGCCGUAGUCGGAGCUACCGCCGUAGUUGACGCUGCUGAAGUCAUAGCUGCUCCUGCUGACAGGCCGGCUAUGGAUGUUAAGGGUGGAGGUCUGGAAGCGGAAGGAAUGGAGACGGAAGGAACGGAAACGGAGAAACUGGAAACGGAGAAAACGGAGACAAAACGGAUGGAGACGGAAAGUUUAGAGGUGGAAGCACCAGGUUCCGUCGCGCCGAUGGGAAUUGUCAUUGCUUCGUCUGCUCCUGUUAAAGCCGCUGUUCCGAAUCCCGCCGCGACUGCUCCGACUGCUGACGUUAACGGCUCGGUCACCAACGCGCCGGAUCGAACUACUUCCGCUGUAGUUGUGGAAGAGGCGAAAGCAAGUGGAGCAGAGAGAGGAGAAGGACGAGCAGCAGGCAACAAUUUUACCAACCUCGAGCCGACCAUUGCCUCUGAAGCACCUAUAGGCUCGCAAGCACCCAUGGACUCAGCGCCAGCUGCGGCAGAUUCAGUCCCUUCGCACCCCGUGGAGGAACCGUCGCAACAGGUUGAGCAGCCGCUGCCACAGCCGCCGCAGCCGUCACAAGUGACGGUGGAGUCGAGUCAAAAGUCGUCGCAACAGGUAGAGUCGCCGCAGCCAAUAGAGUCGCAGCAACCGGUAGAGCCGCCGCAGCCUCUCGAGGCGCAACAGGCGGAGACCCCACAGGCGGAGACCCUACAGGCGGAGACCCCACAGGCGGAGCCCGCACAGGCGGAGCCCAUGCAGCAAGACUCGCCGCUGCCUGCGGCUCCUACACGAAGUACGCAGCAAUCUGCGCAGCAGUCCGCGCAGCAACCCGCGCAGCAACCCGCGCAGCUACCCGCGCAGCUACCCGCGCAGAAACCCGCGCAGCCAGGUGGGGAAAGCGCAGGGGCAGGAAUGGCGGAUGCGGAAAUGGUUGGGGGUGAUGGGGUGGGGAAAGCACAGGCGAUGGAGGAAGCGGGAGUGGGUGGCGAUAGGCGUCCCCACAUGUUCCCCCCGCAGGCGCACAUGGGCGCGCCUAACACGCACAUGCCCCCCCCCGGGCACAUAGGCGCACCGGGACACAUGCCGCCAGGGGGAGACGUUGUGGGGAUGACCGUAACAGAAGGCAUUCCCAUGACCAUGCAUCCCAUGCACCAUCCCAUGCACCAUACCAUGCCCCAUGCCAUGCCACAUGCCAUGCCCAACGCCAUGCCCCAUGCCAUGCCUCACGCCAUGCCUCCAGGCUCCGUCCUCCCCUCCCAACUCAACCAGCAAGUAUCAGUUCUCCAUCCCACGCCCGUCCACCUCUCUCCCACAUCAAUGGCUAUGGCUUCCUCGGCGAAAUCCGACGGCGCGAUCUCAGCCGUCCCUUCGCUGGACCAGCCGCUGGUGCUCAGCCGAGCCUCAGCCUUGGCGGCGCUCGGAGCUGACCCCGAGGCUUGGAGCCGCAUGUCGGCGGUUCGGCGGCGGGUUGCGGUGACAGGGCAGGUGAAGAAGGAGAUUUGUGAGCUGAAGCUGCAGCUAGGGGACGUGUCUCAAGACGAAAUGGUGGAGCAGGUGUACAGGCGGUAUGGAGUGAAGCUCAGUCGCACAACGGUCUCCAAGAUUCUCAAGGACGCACCCAGGUGGCUGAGAGUGUCGGGAGCAGCAGCCAAGCAGAAGCGCUGCCGCAUGGCAAAAUUUCCUCAGAUGGAGGCUGCUUUGGCUCACUGGUACCGACAGGUGAGUUCAAUGCACGCCAACAUCAGCGAUGCCAUGAUAGUGGACAAGGCCAGACAGCUCUCGGUGGAGCUGAGUAUCCUGCCGGACGAGUUCAAGGUGUCGGACGGCUGGCUCUACCGCUUCAAACGCCGCCACGAGCUGCCCACUGCUCGCAAGCGAGCCCUCCCUGGGAUAAAGCCUGAAGACCAGAUGGGCGAGCACGGGGGAGCACUCCCCUCCUCGCAGCAAGACUCACCAACCGGGGGCAUGCACAGCAGCAUGGGUCCUUACGGUACCAUGCUACCCUAUGGCGACCCAUCCCACAUGCACUCAGCAGCCAUGUCUGGAGGAGCAGGAGGAAGCAGCAGUCAGCACCCCAUGCUCCCACACCAGCAUCACAUGAUCCCGCAUGACCCAUCUGCCAUGGGUGCUGCUGCUGGCUCGGCUGCUGGGACUGCUGGAGCUGGUAUGGGAGGGUCCCUUGGCAUGUCGGGUAUGGUAGGAGGUUCGCUACAGGGAUUGCAAGGCAGCCGCGGAAUGGGGUCUGGUGCUGGGGGACUGGAUGCUGGGGAGGGGAUGGAGGAUGUGAUGGAAGGGAGUGACUCGUAUGGAGAGUCGGAAGAGGAGGAAGAUGAAGGGAUGGAGGGAGGCAGUGGGGGAGAGAGUGGGUUUGGGAUGGGUGGUGGCAGAUGGUCGGCUGGAGGGAGUGGGAUGGGGAAGAGGAUGCAGAUGGCAAUGGCGUCAGCAAUGAGUGGGCUGAGUCCGGUUGAUAUGGAGAGGUACUCUCAAGUGAAGUCCCUGUUUGCUGGAGCUCUAAAGAAACUAGAGUCGUACCCUCGGUUGUGA